Ilex paraguariensis (yerba mate) is the source of this 1359-nucleotide messenger RNA. NCBI's taxonomy places the organism in Eukaryota, Viridiplantae, Streptophyta, Magnoliopsida, Aquifoliales, Aquifoliaceae. The record is from the annotation of a GenBank genome assembly.
AUGGAAAAGCAAGGAGCACGAAGACGUCGGGUGGUGCUUGUUCUACCUCCAUUCCAGGGGCACAUAACUCCUAUGCUUCAGCUAGGUGCUAUCCUUCACUCCAAGGGCUUCACCAUCACAGUCGCGCACGCUGAAUUCAACGCCCCUGAUUCUUCCAAACAUCCGGAAUUCUUCUUCCUACCGCUCCCGGCCAACUUAUCAGACUAUGAUAACUCCUUCUGGAAUCUAUUAGAAGUAAUCACAGCUAUUAAUGUCCACUGCAAAGCGCCACUACAGAGAUACUUGGUUCAAAUGAUGGAAAAACCGGAGCCACAAGAUCAAGUCUGCUGCAUCAUCUAUGAUACAAUCAUGUACUUCACAGAUGCAGUGGCUAACCAUCUGAAGCUUCCAAGUAUUGUCUUAUGCACUACCUGUGCUUCCAAUAUACUAGCUUGGCAUGCCAAUCCUCGGCUUCAAGCAGAAGGUUACAUUCCCUUGCAAGAGUCUUUGUCGAAUGAGCUAGUGCCCGAGCUUCAUCCCCUCAGGUUCAAGGAUCUGCCCCUUGAUGCAUCCUCAGAAGUUGUGAUGCAGUUCACUGCAGAUUUAUGCAAUAUAAGAUCUUCUGCAGCCGUUGUCUGGAACACCAUCGAAUUCCUUGAGCAUUCAGUACUUUCACAGCUCCAACAACAAUACCAAAUUCCAAUCUUCUCAAUAGGCCCUCUACACAAAAUAACUCCAGCUUCAACCACUAGCUUACUAAAGGAGGACACCAAUUGCCUUGCAUGGCUUGACAAGCAAGUUCUUAACUCAGUCAUAUAUGUGAGCAUGGGCAGCUUAGCAAUCAUGGAUUACAAAGAACUAGUUGAGACAGCUUGGGGACUGGCAAACAGUGACCAGCCCUUCUUGUGGGUUGUGCGGCCAGGCUUGGUUAAGGGCUCAGAUCAAUGGGUUGAGCUCUUCCCCAAAGGUUUCAAAGAAAUAGUCGGAAAAAGAGGUCAAAUAGUAACAUGGGCACCUCAGAAGGAGGUGCUCGCGCAUGAUGCAGUGGGAGGGUUUUGGAGCCACUGCGGGUGGAAUUCUACCUUAGAAAGUAUAUGUGAAGGGGUUCCAAUGAUAUGCAGGCCAUCUUUUGCAGACCAAAAGGUGAAUGCUAGGUACCUCACUCAUAUCUGGAGGGUUGGCCUUGAAAUAGAGGAUGUAAUGGACAGCGGAGGAAUUGAGAGAGCUAUAAGGAGACUUAUGGUGGAGAAAGAAGGUGAAGAAAUGAGGCAAAGAGCAAUUGAUAUGGGCCAACAAAUCAAAAGUUGUGUGCAAAAAGGUGGUUCGUCAUACAAUACCUUGAAUGACUUAGAAGAGUUCAUCUUGUCACAGUCAUCCUGA